AUGUCUAAAUCACUUUUGUUAUUAGUUGUAUUUGUAGUAGUUAAAAUUGUAAUAGCUGAUCCUUUUGAACAGUUCAGUAGUGCAACCGUUGCAUUCUAUAACUUGGCUGCCAACUCGCCAGAUGCCAUCUCUCAAUACAAGUAUCUAGACGGUGCGGUAUUCUGUUGUGCUUAUGGAACAACUUAUUUGUCACCAAGUGCUGGUGGCUCUUACACUGGUACUAGAUGGUUUAUUGAAAGAUACGCUGACAACCUCUAUGGUAUUGUAAACACAGCUGCAUUCCUUCCAGGUGCUGAUCAAGAAAGGAGAUAUCUAGCCUGUGAUUACUCUACCAACAGAGUGAUCCUUACAUCACGUGACGUUCCAAGAGAUAAAGUCUAUUCAUACAGCAACACCUGGUCUGUAGUCAAACACGGAGACAAUGACUACUCAUUCAAAUGUAGACCGAUUCUCGCUGAAGAUGAUGCCUACUUAGAUGGUGCAGUAUUUCCUGGUACUCCAGGUAAAGUUUACAUCUCUCCAUCAUAUAAUGGUGGUUAUACAGGAACACAUUGGUCUAUUUCUCUUAUUUAA
Molecule: messenger RNA, 573 nt
Organism: Heterostelium album PN500
Lineage: Eukaryota; Evosea; Eumycetozoa; Acytosteliales; Acytosteliaceae
Exons: 2
Coding region: 1-573 (190 amino acids)
Source: RefSeq, a predicted model, not a curated record